Messenger RNA from Penicillium olsonii, 966 nucleotides. The record is from the annotation of a GenBank genome assembly. NCBI's taxonomy places the organism in Eukaryota, Fungi, Ascomycota, Eurotiomycetes, Eurotiales, Aspergillaceae.
AUGGAUCCUCAGAGACCUGGCAGUGGCUUACCAUCUCGGCCCUUGGACUCAUCAGCCCCAGGCCCAUCGGAAAGACCCAAAGUUCAACAGCCGAAACCCCAGGCUCUCGCCAAUCGCUCUGGACCCUCCGCGAUCCUCGUGUCCACCCGCCAGAAGGGCAACCCAAUUCUAAAUCACAUCAAGCUACUCCCCUGGGAAUAUGCCGAUAUCCCCGCCGACUAUGUAGUUGGAACCACAACCUGCGCCAUGUUCCUCUCGCUAAAAUACCACCGCCUACAUCCGGAAUACAUCUACGCCCGAGUCAAGCAGCUGGCUGGAAAAUACAAUCUGCGCCUGGUACUGGUCAUGGUUGACAUACAAAAUCACGAAGACAGUCUCCGGGAACUAUCAAAGACAUCCAUUAUUAAUAAUCUGACCUUGAUCCUGUGCUGGUCCGCACCAGAAGCAGCACACUACCUCGAGCUAUACAAGUCUUCGGAGAAUGCCCAGCCAACCGCGAUCCGCGCCCAACAACCGCAGACCUACAAAGAGUCACUUGUGGAAUUUGUGACAGUUCCACGAAGCAUCAACAAGUCCGAUGCGGCGAGUCUGAUCUCCACAUUUGGUAGCUUGCAGAAUGCUAUCAAUGCGCAACCUGAGCAAAUCAGUGCCGUGCCGGGCUGGGGAGAGAAGAAGGUUCAGCAGUGGUGCAGUGCUGUCCGCGAAGACUUCAGGGUGGAGGGCUCGAAGAAGUCUUCUGCUCCAGCACGCCGUCCGCCACCUGUAGCACCUGCGGUCGAUAAGCCCUCGGAGAAUGUCGACGAAGAGGAUGAAGAAGAGGCGAUCCUGCGUGCUGUUUUGGAAGAAAGCCGGCAAACGGCAGCUUCUGAGGCCGCGAGGACCAGUGAACCUCGGGCGGGUCAGCCCGAAGAGAUGAGUGACGGCAUCGCGGCGGCCCUCGCACGACUGCGAGAGAAUGGUGGCUGA